AUGUCUCAUCUCGUCCAAGGAACCAAUGUCCGCCUCAUCGAAGGCGACGACCUCCAGGGCCGCAUCGUGACACCGGGCUUCUUGAGCCUGCAGAUGAAUGGCACUUAUUAUGGCUUCGACUUCUCGGAGGAUAUCACUGGCGAUACAGCCAGCUACAAUAGUCGCUUCCGCGAAGCCCGGCGGAAACUCAUCACAUUUAAACUACCAAUUUUUGCAUGA
Messenger RNA from Penicillium cinerascens, 219 nucleotides. RefSeq lists its product as uncharacterized. The transcript has 2 exons. Bases 1 to 219 code for a protein of 72 amino acids. The record is from RefSeq and is a predicted model, not a curated record. Lineage: Eukaryota; Fungi; Ascomycota; Eurotiomycetes; Eurotiales; Aspergillaceae.